AACCGCCGCGCCGGAGUGAAGUGACAGGACCGGAGCUCCCGGCGUCCCUCAGGCGAUUGACAGCAGCGAAAACCAAUAGGAAGGCGCUCUCGGAGCAGCGCCGCCAAUGGGCACGGGGUGGGGCGGGGCGGCGGUGCUGCCGGGCGCAGCCAUGCUCCGCCGCUCGCUAUGGCUCUGUCUCUGCCUCUGCUCCUGCCCGGGCCGCGGUUUACGUAUCCAUGAGUACCUCUAUUUCCAAGUGCUGAGCCCUGGAGACAUCCGCUACAUCUUCACCGCCACGCCGGCCAAGGAUUUUGGUGGGGUGUUUAACACAAGGUACGACCAGAUCCACCUGGUCCCAGCAGAUCCCCCCGAAGCCUGCGGAGAGCUGAACAAUGGUGUCUUCAUCCAGGAUCAGAUCGCCUUGGUGGAGAGGGGGGGCUGCUCGUUCCUGUCCAAGACACGUGUGAUCCAGGAGCACGGAGGACGGGCGGUGAUCAUUGCAGAUAACGCCUAUGAUAAUGACAGCUUCUACAUCGAGAUGAUCCAGGACAGCACCAGAAGGACGGCUGACAUCCCCGCUCUCUUCCUGCUGGGCAGGGAUGGGUACAUGAUCCGACGCUCCCUGGAGCAGCACGGACUCCCAUGGGCUGUCAUCUCCAUUCCUGUCAAUGUCACCAGCAUCCCAACGUACGAAAUGAUGCAGCCUCCCUGGACCUUCUGGUAGAGGUGGGAAGACUGCAGCAGAUCGAGGACUUCUUGGUGGAUCCCAGGAGCUUGCCCAGGAAUCAGGUGUGAGGGAGGGGUCCUGGCUCCAGAAAUCCCACCAGCCUCACCAGAUUUGGCAAUGGUUACAACCUUUAUGCUGCCGCUGGCGUGUAGCUGAACAGCAGAACAGCCCAAGGUGAUACCUUGAGCCUGGCACUGAACAAACUUCAUUGUGACUCUCUGGGAGGGCAGCGCAGGCCAGUGCUUCCCCGAGAAACAUUUUAACAGUGCUGAGAUACCAACAGUAGUUUGCAUUGCCGAUUUAGGGGGUUGCAGUAUUAUAUGGAUGCAGUCCAAAGGGGAGGGGAGGGAGCAUUUGGCACGGGCUUGGUCUGUUCUAGCAGGGCUCAUCCAACAUGUGUAUAUUUUUGUGUGAGCUAAUGAAGUGUGAAUGAGUUUUAG
Messenger RNA from Lagopus muta (rock ptarmigan), 1149 nucleotides. RefSeq names its product protease associated domain containing 1 (gene PRADC1). Lineage: Eukaryota; Metazoa; Chordata; Aves; Galliformes; Phasianidae. The record is from RefSeq and is a predicted model, not a curated record. The coding region runs from base 107 to 706 and encodes 199 amino acids. The transcript has 5 exons.